UGAAUGCAUGUCAAUUUAAUAAUUAAUGAUAUAUUCCAAUUUCUCAGGCCCCAUUUUACAAAAUGAUUUCCACCAAUUUAAUGAACUGAUGAAAUGAAAAUGUUAAAUAAAUGCUACAAUUAGCAUCUUUAAAAUAAGGAUGACAUAUUGACUUUUUGUUUUUUAAUCUUUUGAAUUUAGGAAACCUAUGCUAUUACUUCACUACCACUUAAAAAUUGUUUAUCUCUAUUUUUUAGUCCCUCCAAUACUUCUAAAUCAACUUUGUUUCUUUUUUGUUUUUUUAAUAAGCAAAACUGAAAUAUCUUGCUUUCUUUAAAGCAUAGGGGGCAAUUUAAAUGAGUUUAAAGUAGCACAGUUCUUAAAAUGAUUCUGUUUAAUUCGGGCUGAGCAUUUCAUGUAGGCAAAACUUUCACUUUUUUCAGUCACCUAUUUCAGUGUUUUCCAAACAUCUUAGGAAAUCACCUGAGACACUUUUUAUAAAAAUAAGAAUUCUGGUUCCCACACCAGAGCUACUGAAUCAGGCUCAUGGGGGGAUGUUUCUCCUCCACAUCUCAGUUGGUUGAAGUUUCCUCCCUCUGUCCCUGCUGUUCAGUUUUUAACCUCUCCUUUUCAAAAUACCCAGCUCCAAGAAGUUACCUGUUUCCAGACUCAAUGUUGAUCAAUCACCCCAAAAUUCAUUUUAAAAAUUUUAGAGCCUGCUCUUACAUUGGAACUUGUAGAUUCUUUAAAAUGCAACUUUGGUCUCCCCUUGAACAUCAUCUGACAGCAAAAGGAUUAAACAACUGUGGAUUGUUCCAUUAUCCCUGCAGGGAACAUGAGAACUUCAAGGAAUUAUAUAUCACAGGAAAGAAACCACAUUUAAUGCGACUGAAAGAUGUGGAGGUUAGAAGGUUAGAAAGUUGACUUUCCGGUUUAUGUCCCCAGGGCAUGAACUAAUCAAAAUAGCUGUGGAACCUCAUGGUAAAACAGGGAGUACUCUUUUGUUCCUCAUCUGUCUCCUGUUUUGCCUUUAGGAAACCUCUCUUCCCUCUUUCCUCCGAACAGAUGAAACAGUCAGAUUGCUUGCAGGAAGAAUAAAAGCAGAGGAAAGAAUCUACGUCUUCCAAAGGCUAAAAGGACAGAGUAUUGAAAUGGCCUGGAAAGUGUUCAGCAUUAACAGCAGCAAGUCAAAUGUUCACCUGGGGUGCAACUGGGAAGAAACAAAAGAAAAAUCAACGUGCAGUCAAAGAGCCGCUUCAUUUUUCUAGAAAGUGACCCUUCACAGAGUUCCAAGGGAGCCUUCUCCCUUCGCAACAGCCCUGAAUUCAGUUCCAGAAACCAUUCUAAACCCUGAUGGUCAGCUUCAGCAUCUGUCUGGUCAUCAGACUUACUGCCGAGUCUUCAUCCCAGGGAAAUGCACGUGGUGGUCGUGGCAGCAGACGUGAUUUUGCUCUUAAGCAUGGGGUGGGCCUCAGACUCUCUCUGCUCACCCACUGUGUUUUACAGAGACUGCUGGAUCCGACGCUUCCCAGGUCUCCUAAUUGACCUGGAGGAGUCUCAGAAGCUGGGGGCCCAGUUCUUGAAGUAUUAUUCCGAAAGCACUGGUCAGAAGUGCAGUCAGAGCUGCUGUCUUAGGAAGGAUGUUUCCUGUAACUUGGCUGUCUUCUUCCACGAUCCUAUUCAUGGCGAUGUCAACUGCCUCCAUAUUCACUGCCCAACCCUGGAGAGCUGCAUAUUGGAGCCCGGAACCAGCGCCAUCUUAUACAACAUAACAGACGGUAUAGAUCCAGAUUUGCUGGUUUUUGAACAAUCACUGCCCACAUAUCUAAAUACCCGUUCUUCAUCUAACAUACAGGAGAGACUAAGGAUUCUAAAAGCUAUGUAUUUAGAUAAACAACAAACGACCAUGAUAAACCAAAUGCUACCAUCAGUAGAGGCUCCAUCAUCAACCACACAUCAAGAUUUGUUUGCAACCACAAACAAUACUAGGUAUUCCAAGGAAUUAACCACAGACUCUUGGGCAAGAUUCAUCUCUCUGAAUGACUCCAUUACCACAAACGUAAAUAUGGUGUCAGCCAGUACCGAGUUCAUCAACAAUCCAGAUAACAAGACUAUUUCUCCUUUCUUUGUGCCUAUAGACACAAAACUUUCUCAUAUGCCUAUUCCAUCCCAACUCAACAGUAGCAAACAAUUACUGAACAAAACCAAAGGGUACAACAGCAGAAACCGUACAUCUGAGAAUGAAGGCACAACACCUGAUGGGGCACCUGUGACUUCCAAGACGUGGUUGGUUCCUGUGGCCCUCUGCACCUCUGUCAUCUUUCUCUGCUGUUCUGUAGUCAUCCUGGCAUCUGGAUGCUGUCGAAAGCACCAGGGCCAGUAUAAACUAGGACAGAGAAAGUCAGGAUCCAAGCAAAUUAAAAAAUGUACCAUUCUGAAGGAGUGCUCUUAAUGGUAAAAGGUGUGAGCAUUGUAAGCUUUUAAGAGUAUUAUUUUCAGUUUUCUGUAAGACGAGGGCAGUUUGGUUAAAAAAAAUAAAUAAAAAGCACAGAUACGCAUUCUUACCAAUCUCUAAAGAAUGCCAAUGUUUGAUAAACAUAAUUGCUUUUUUGAUUAUUUCCAUUUUUUGAAUAGUGUACCUUUUGCUGAAGUUCCAAAAUUCUGAUCUCUGCAGUUAUUCAGCACCAUGUAAGAGAUAGUUUUAAGUGCUGUACAUGUAUUAACUUGUUGAUUCCUUGAACUCUGUGAGAUAAGUAUACUACUGUCAACUAUUAUACUGUUCUUAUCACAUAUUAGAGAUGAGGAAACUGAGGAAAGAGAGGCUAAGUAUCUUGCCUAAAGUCACACAGCUAGUAUGUAGCAAAGCCUGACUUAAUAGGCAACAUGGUUCAAAAGUCCAUGCUCAGAAUCACUGUUGGACUACAAGCCUCCAUUUUCUCAAUGAGUAUGGAAAAAAGAUACAGGAAGGAAAACACCAUAACAUCGUAUUUGGUUCCUGUCAAGGUCAUAUUAUUGUCACAUAUUUUAAUGAAAUAUUUUAGUGGCUUGAGCAAAAAAGCACUAUAAGCGAUUACAGUUACUAAGCCAUGAGCAAAAGCUUCCUGAUUUUUAUAUAAUUUUUUAUGUUCAAUUGAUUAAUCUUUCUCAAUCUUAAUCCAUCAUCUUCUUUUUCUAAAACUGACAUGCCUCUCAAUAAUUAUGGCACUAAGAUCUUUGAGUUUUCUGUUGACUUCUGUUGAAUAAAUCUUGGGAGUUUUAGUUUAUGUCCCUCAGUUGUAUAAAUUGUUUUCCCAGGUGCAAAUAUCAGCUCUAGGUAUUUCAAGCUCUGUCCACUUAUACCAGAUUCAUCCCCUAAAUCUUAUACUCUGACUCUUAUGUGUAGAAAACUGUAAUUCAAGUCUCUAAUGAUCUUAAACUUUAGGCCCUUAAUCUCAUCUCUGAAAAUAUUUUUUAAUGUGAGGACAUUAAAAGACAGCCAUUUAAGCAUAAUGAAUAAAGAGGAAAUCCUAU
Molecule: messenger RNA, 3489 nt
Organism: Physeter macrocephalus (sperm whale)
Lineage: Eukaryota; Metazoa; Chordata; Mammalia; Artiodactyla; Physeteridae
Gene: MANSC4
Product: MANSC domain containing 4
Exons: 4
Coding region: 1394-2431 (345 amino acids)
Biological process (GO): epithelium development; epidermis development; extracellular matrix organization
Cellular component (GO): plasma membrane
Molecular function (GO): serine-type endopeptidase inhibitor activity
Source: RefSeq, a predicted model, not a curated record